CAACAACACAAAGCCACCAGACGCGGAAGUGAGAGCUGUGCGCGCGGACUGAGAACGCGUUUGUGUUUUAUUUCCAGUGUUCGGUUCGGCUCGAGCUUCAGUACCAAGAGAUGCUGAAAGAAAGCCUAAAGCUGCUCGCGCUCUGCAGUCUGAUCCGGUUCGGACUGGCUCAGGGAGAGCCCGGUGAAGAGGCUCCGGACGGCGGGGAUGGACCGCACAUCGUGCCGCUGCUGGAGGCCGGAGAGUCUCGGAGCAACCAGAGCAGCCUCCACUGCCUUCUGCCGAUGAAGGUGGGUUCAUGCCGUGCCGCCUUCCCCAAGUUUUUCUACAACGUGACCAAUCAGAGCUGCAGCAGCUUCAUCUACGGCGGCUGCGAGGCCAACGAGAACAACUUCGACUCUCAGGAGGAGUGUGAGGCCACCUGCAGAGGAGUCACAGGUUCGGUUCUGCCCCUCGAGUCAACGCUGGCUCCUCCUCAGCCUCCUGCUAAAGCUCCUCGAAUGGCUCCAGCAGCUCCACCAGAGUCUGAUCCAACAGACUCCGCCCCAUUUAAAAAAAACGAAAUUUCAGCUGAAGAAUUUGCUGAGCGCUGUGGGGCGGAGCCUCAGGUGGGUCCCUGCAGAGCAGCACUGAAGCACUGGUUCUACAACACCAAGACGGGCAGCUGUCACUCAUUCAUCUACGGAGGAUGCAGGGGAAACAAGAACAACUACCUUGAUGAGGAGAGCUGCAAGGCUGCCUGCACAGGAGUCCAAGUCCUGCCACCAUCUCAGAAAGCUUCAACUAAUGAAGGCCCUGCAGGUGUUACAGAACACUGCAGGUUGCGUCCGGAUCCUGGACCUUGCCGAGCUGCCUUUCCCAAGUUCUACUAUGACUCGAUCUCCGCCACCUGCCAGAACUUUGUGUUUGGAGGUUGCCAAGGCAACGCAAACCAGUUUGACACCAUAGAAGAGUGCCUGAGGAGCUGCAGUGGAGAGGGUAAAACAGCCUUCUUCCUCUUCGCCACCCUUGCCAUUGUCUCCGCUCUGCUGCUGGCGAUCCUCGUCAUCAUCACCUUCAGACGUCACCACCGGUCCCGCCGUCCGUCCUCCAGUGAUAAGGAGGAGCUUCUUCCGGAUGAGCAGUCUUCCCUGGAUUCUCUAACCAUCCCUGAGAGCCCAAAACCAGGACUGAACGCCUGAGGGGUCCUGGAACUGUCCGGGUCACCAGGGUCUAGUCCUCGGGUGGGGGGGUGGGGGGAUUCAGUUCUGAGGAGGUUCAGACUUCUGUACAGUAAAGGUUUCCUUCAGCAGCAGAAAUCCAUCUGAUUCGUCACUGAUCAAUCAGAUUUGUUACAGAUCAAAUAGAUCCAUCACAAUCAAUUAGAUCUGUCACCGAUUGGACUGGGGUCAGGUGACUGGACAGGGGUCAGGUGACUGGACUGGGGUUCUGCUGCUGAUUAAUGGUAAUGUCACUUGUCUGUCACGAGAACUGAAUGUUUGUUUUUCUCUGAUUAAAUCUGAUAGUGAAGCCGUCUCUCUGAUUAGUAAUCAAUGACCUGAAUAUUUUAAGAUUAAAUUAAUGAGUAAUCAGUCAUGAGCUGCGACAGUCCCGCCUGCAGGGGGAACCCGUGUGAGCAAACUACAGCUCCCAAGAUUCUCUGCUCAGUUCUGGUUUGUCUUCAGCUCCCCCUGCAGGCUGAAGUGUCCAUUCAGCUCCUGAUCAGUUUUAUUGAUUAUUUUAUUGAUCUUUGUCAGUUUUUGUUAAAAAUAAACUUUUUUUUUUCCUGA
Messenger RNA from Melanotaenia boesemani (Boeseman's rainbowfish), 1769 nucleotides. RefSeq names its product serine peptidase inhibitor, Kunitz type, 2 (gene spint2). NCBI's taxonomy places the organism in Eukaryota, Metazoa, Chordata, Actinopteri, Atheriniformes, Melanotaeniidae. The transcript is spliced from 9 exons. The record is from RefSeq and is a predicted model, not a curated record. The coding region runs from base 111 to 1181 and encodes 356 amino acids. Gene Ontology annotation, molecular function: serine-type endopeptidase inhibitor activity.